Messenger RNA from Gossypium raimondii (Peruvian cotton), 1907 nucleotides. Its product is annotated as terpene synthase 10. The record is from RefSeq and is a predicted model, not a curated record. Gene Ontology annotation, biological process: diterpenoid biosynthetic process. Gene Ontology annotation, molecular function: magnesium ion binding; terpene synthase activity. The transcript has 7 exons. NCBI's taxonomy places the organism in Eukaryota, Viridiplantae, Streptophyta, Magnoliopsida, Malvales, Malvaceae. Bases 29 to 1816 code for a protein of 595 amino acids.
GAAACACACACUCACAAUCCCUUUGGAAAUGGCUAGUCUGCUUACUUCAUCGCCAAUUUGUAGUUUCCCAAAACAGGCUCAGUGGAAACGCUUCUCAAAUAAUAGAUCAAGCUACCAUAUUUUAAAUGUUUUUAGUCCCUCACAAUCUGAAGCUACAACUGAAAUUUCAGUUGAAAACGAUAUCGUUCGGCGAUCUGCUAAUUAUCAUCCUCCUAUUUGGGAUUAUGAUUCUCUUCAGUCACUUGGGCUCCAUCAUGUGGAGGAUGAAUUAUACAAGGAACGAGCGAGCAAACUGAAAGAAGAAGUGAGGAUGAUGUUUGACAAUGUGGUGGAUCCUUUGGAGAAACUUGAGCUUAUUGAUGCCUUACAAAGACUUGGAUUGUCAUAUUACUUUGAGGAUGAAAUAAGGAAAACUUUAAAGAAUAUAAGUAAUAAUCUAAGCAGUAAUGUUGCAUGGAAGAAAGACAAUUUAUAUGCUACAUCGCUUGAAUUUAGACUGCUUAGAAAGCACGGAUACGAGGUCAAUCAAGAUGUUUUCACUAGCUUCAUGGAUAAGGAUGGAAACAUUAAAGCAAGCUUUACCCAUGAUUGCAAGGGACUACUCAACCUAUAUGAGGCUUCAUACCACUUAGUAGAAGGUGAAACAAUGCUAGAGAAUGCAAGAGAGUUAGCGGCUAAACUUCUCAAACAGUGUUUAAAGCAAAACAAUGAUCAAUAUCUUUCGAUGCUUGUGGAACAUGCCUUGGAGCUUCCUCUACAUUGGAGGAUGUUAAGGUUGGAGGCCAGAUGGUUCAUAGAUGCGUAUGAAAAAAACAAGGACAAAAAUCCCAUUAUUUUAGAGCUUGCAAUACUGGAUUACAACAUAGUCCAAGCUAUGCACCAAGAAGAUCUAAGAUAUGCUUCAGGAUGGUGGAAGGAUCUUGGUAUUGGUGAGAGGUUGACCUUUGCUAGAGAUAGGUUGAUGGAAAACUUCUUAUGGAGUGUGGGAAUCAUAGGUGCUCCUCAGUUUGAAAGAGGUAGAAGAAUUCAAACAAAGGUCAAUGCCCUAAUAACAUAUAUAGAUGAUGUGUACGAUGUUUAUGGCACCAUGGAUGAGUUGGAGCUCUUCACAGAUGCUGUUGAAAGAUGGGAUGUCAAUGCAACACAGAAGCUUCCAAACUAUAUGAAGUUAUGUUUCCAUGCUCUUCACAGUUCGAUAAAUGAUAUGGCUUUUCAUACUCUUAAGGAACAAGGAAUUGAUGUCCUUCCCUUCCUUAAGAAUCUGUGGGCAAAUCUUUGUAAAUCUUAUAUGUUGGAGGCAAGAUGGUAUUACAUUGGAUAUAAGCCAAACUUACAAGAAUACAUUGACAAUGCCUGGAUUUCAAUAUCGGGUCCUGUGCUACUUGGUCAUGCUUAUUUGGAAACAAAUCAUGUAACAAAGGAGGGAUUGCAGACCUUUGAGGAAUAUCAUCCCAAUAUAAUUCGUUGGUCAUCCACAGUUCUAAGAUUAGCAAACGAUCUAGCAACAUCAUCAUAUGAAAUAAAAAGAGGUGAUAUACCAAAAUCAAUCCAAUGUUACAUGCAUGAAACUGGAAGAUCUGAAGAAGAAGCUCGUGAGCACAUAAAGAAGUUGAUUGAUGCGACAUGGAAAAACAUGAACAGAGAUCGUAUGGCCGCUAAGUCUCUUUCGUCUCAAAUGUUUUUUGAAACUGCUAUGAACCUUGCGAGAGUGUCCAUGUUGGUAUACCAAAAUGAUGACGGUCAUGGUAUUGAAGAUGGCGAGCCUAAGGAGAGAGCGUUACGAUUAUUUAUUCAAUCAAUUCCAUCGCCAAAAUAAUUUAAGUACAUGUUUAGUACUUUUCAUGUAAAAGACGUGUUGUCUUAAAUAAGUUUCAAAAUAUAACAUGUUUGUUUGUUUUUUUUAGUAA